This is a messenger RNA of Eruca vesicaria subsp. sativa (arugula), 1112 nucleotides long. Lineage: Eukaryota; Viridiplantae; Streptophyta; Magnoliopsida; Brassicales; Brassicaceae. The record is from the annotation of a GenBank genome assembly.
GAUCUUGCGUCUUUUCAGAUUUUCCGACAACAUCACAACAAAAAAGAUCUCUUUUUUCCGUGUCUCUGUCCCUCUCUCUGCAGACUUUUAAAUGGAGCGGUAUGGUCGCACCGGUGAGGAAGGGUCGAUUAUCGGAUCCAUCGAUUGAAUGGACCUAUCAUGGAGGCGAAACCGGAGUCGACGCUUCGAUGUGUAGGGUUAAGCGGAGCAACUUAAGAAAGUGAGAAACAAUCAGUAAGCUCUUGGAUUUGGGGAUUAGGUUAUUGGAGGUGUGAGAGAGGAGGAGAUGGAGCUUUACCGGAGAGAUGGACAACCGGUUUGUCAGCAUUUUAUGCGAACGGGAACGCGUAAGUACGGUGGUUCUUGCAAGUAUCAUCAUCCCAGACAAGGAAGUGUCUCCGUUGCGCCUGUCUCUCUAAGUUACUUGGGAUAUCCGUUACGUCUGGGAGAGAAAGAGUGUUCUUACUACAUGAGAACCGGCCAGUGUAAAUUCGGUUUAAUCUGUAAAUUCAAUCAUCAUGUGCCUCAGCAGCACAAGCUGGACGAUAAGUUUAGGUUUGUUGGAUCUUUAUCUGGAUGGACAGCGACACUUAAGUUCAUGUGGAUGCCAGUUUCCCAAAUGUGGACAAACUUCCUAAACCCAGACAACAUAAAAGGCUUAUCGCCAACCACAAUGGUACUUGCGAUGAUGGGAAACGGUCUUAUGAUCCCAGGGGCACUAUUUAUCCACGAUUUGAUGUGAUAAAAGCUAAGCUUUCUCAACUAAAAGCCUUUAAGCUUAAACUAUAGUUCUUUCACACAUAGUAACAUUGUUCAUUAAACUGUAAUACAGGUUCAUCGGUUCAAUAUGGGUAACUCUCUUUUAUGGAUAUGGGAACAUUCUGUGCUUAUACAUGUUAAACUGCACCAGCAAAUCAUUCUUUGUUGCGGCCACAAUUGGUUUGAUCUCAUGGAUAGGUUCAUAACACUCUUACAUCAUCAUCCUUUGUUACCCAAAUGUGAAAUAUUUAUUAAAACAUUUGUCUGAAAAUACUUUGAUUAUCAUAUUUGGAUAUAUUUAAAUAAAUAACGCUCUCUUACAUCAUCAUAUUUGGAUAUAUUUAAAUAAAUAA